AUGGACAACAGGGAGUUUUCUCUGAACUGCUCUUGGGUAGAGAACACAUCUCUUCCUGCCUACUCCUCAUCGUCCUCCUCCUCAUUCACUGGGUUGGAUAUCCUAUUUGACCUGAAGCCCCUAUUCAUCCCUCUCUACUCCAUGGUGAUCCUGGUCGCCUGCUCUGGCAACCUCCUGCUGGUCAUCCUCAUCGGGCUCAACAAGAAGAGACACAACACCACCAACUUCCUGAUCGGCAACUUGGCGCUAGUUGAUUUGGUCAUGUGCAUCUUCUGCGUGCCCCUGACGGCCUCCUAUGCCUUCGACAAGCGAGGGUGGCUCUUCGGACGCUUCAUGUGCCACUUUGUCACCUUGAUGCAGUCGGCGACGGUUUUCGCAGCCGUCUUGUCCCUCACAGCCAUUGCAGUGGACCGGUACGUCGUUGUGGCCUAUCCCAUUCGCAGGCGGGUGGGUUGCCAGUUCUGCUGGGGUUUGGUGGCUGUCAUCUGGUUGUGUAGCCUUGCGUUUUCCACUCCCACGGCUCUCCACACUGGCUACCUGGACCUGAGCGCCACCGGUCUCCACAUGGUCGUCUGUGAGGAGUUCUGGCAUGGCCAGGAGCGGGGACGCCUUGUCUACUCCUGCUUUGUCCUGCUCUUCUCUUACUUUGUGCCACUCGCCGCUGUGUCUGCAUCCUACCUCGCUAUCUCCUACCACUUGAGACAAAGGAACAUUUCUGGUUUGAUGGCGGCGGGUCCUGUCUCUAACCAAAUGAACUGGGGGCGAAAGAGAAGAAAGACGUUCUGCCUCCUCCUUGUGUCGGUGCUCUGCUUCGCCUUCUCCUGGCUCCCUCUUCAGGUGGUCAAUCUCAUCCGCGACCUGGAUACUGACUUCACCAUCCUGGGCAAGAGCCACGUCAACGUGAUCCAAGUGUCGUGCCACCUGUUAGCUAUGAGCUCGGCGUGCUACAACCCAUUUAUCUACGCGUCGCUCCACGACAAGUUCCUGUCCUGCCUGUGUCAUCGUGACCUCUUCCCCCGUCACAGAGGAGUGGGGGGUCGAGGGCCAAGGGGGAACAGCAGCAGCUUCAUGACAUCCCACCGACUGCACCGUGUGAACACCUUCUCCACCCUGGGUGACAUCCCGGUGGUUCUGGGGAACAAGAUGCCACAGGAGAGUUGGCCAUUACGACAGGCACAUAAGUCCUCAACCACUACAAUAAUUGACCAUAAUUACAUGUAG
This is a messenger RNA of Salvelinus namaycush (lake trout), 1221 nucleotides long. RefSeq names its product prolactin releasing hormone 2 receptor (gene prlh2r). NCBI's taxonomy places the organism in Eukaryota, Metazoa, Chordata, Actinopteri, Salmoniformes, Salmonidae. Gene Ontology annotation, molecular function: neuropeptide binding; neuropeptide Y receptor activity. Gene Ontology annotation, biological process: G protein-coupled receptor signaling pathway. The coding region runs from base 1 to 1221 and encodes 406 amino acids. Gene Ontology annotation, cellular component: neuron projection; plasma membrane. The record is from RefSeq and is a predicted model, not a curated record. The transcript has a single exon.